UAUUAUAUUUGAGCACACCCAAUCAUCAUCUUCCCCUGUUAUCAUCUCAAAUCUCAACCUUCUCCCUUCUUCUUCUUCUUCUUCUUCUUCUUCUCCUUGUCCCUCUCAGAACGGUUUACUCAUCACUCUUGUUUCAUUCUCGCUUCCACUUCCUAAAGGUGCUUGAAACUGGGUUCUUUUGAAGAUACUGAUUGCAUUUGACAUUAAAAGCAGCCGCAUUCCGACAGUGCGUAAAAUCAUGACCUGUUUUUCUUUCUUACGUAGUAGGAAAGUGCCUCCUCUAGCAAGUACAAAUCCUGACAUUGAUAAAGAAAUUUCGGGCAUCCAUGUAAGAGUGUUCACCUACAAAGAACUAAAAAUUGCCACUGACAAUUUCAGCCCGGUUAAUAAAAUCGGUGAGGGUGGUUUUGGUCCUGUCUAUAAGGGAGUGCUAAAGGAUGGGAAAGUAGGUGCUAUAAAAGUUCUUUCAGCUGAAUCAAAGCAAGGGGUGAAGGAAUUCAUGACAGAGAUUAAUGUGAUAUCAGAAAUAGAGCAUGAAAAUUUGGUUCAACUAUAUGGUUGUUGUGUGGAAGGAAAUCACCGAAUAUUAGUCUACAAUUACCAUGAGAACAAUAGCCUUGCACAAACGCUUCUAGGUGGAGGUCACAGUAAUAUCCACUUCGAUUGGCGAACGCGAUCUAGGAUAUGCAUUGGGGUUGCACGUGGACUUUCCUUUCUUCAUGAGGAAGUACGACCGCAUAUUGUUCACAGAGAUAUAAAAGCCAGCAAUAUCCUCCUUGACAAGGACCUUACUCCUAAGAUUUCAGAUUUUGGUCUUGCAAAACUUAUUCCAGCAUAUAUGACUCAUGUCAGCACACGUGUAGCAGGAACAAUAGGUUAUUUGGCACCAGAGUAUGCAGUAAGGGGGCAGCUGACACGUAAAGCAGAUAUUUACAGUUUUGGUGUCCUCCUUGUGGAGAUAGUCAGUGGGAGAUGCAACACAAAUUCACUAUUACCAAUAGGAGAUCAAUAUAUUCUAGAAAAGGCCUGGGAUCUUUAUCAGCAAAACGAAUUGGUAAUGCUAGUAGACAUAUCACUAAACGGGGCAUUCGAUCCUGAGGAGGCUUGCCGAAUUCUGAAAAUUGCGCUACUUUGCACUCAGGAUAAUCCGAAACUCCGGCCAUCCAUGCCUUCUGUGGUCAAGAUGCUCGCCGGAGAAAUGGAUGUUGAUGAAAGUAAGAUAACAAAACCAGGCUUGAUUUCAGAUGUUAUGGACCUUAAAAUUAGACAACCGAAGGGUAAUAAAGAUACCAAGACUUCAUCUUCAUUCAAUAGUUCCUCUGCAUCAGACAGCCAGGGCACUAUGAAGUCAUUAGCUGCUUCAAGUGCUGCAUCUACCUUCACUGUAAAAUAUGAUAAAAGCAUGUAAACAUCAUUCCUUAAUGAUUUACUUUUUAUUUAAUUUUUUUUAUUUCAUUUUUUUGAAUGAGUGUUAUCUCAUGUAAAUUUGCUGACGGUUCCAUAUCUGUUCUAAUUUAAUUUUUUUUUCCCGAUGGCACUAGGAAGUUUUGGGAAAUUAUGAACCAUCUUGUAAAUUUGGACCAUGGUUAUGAGCAAAUAAUAGUUUGUAGUUUGAA
Messenger RNA from Lotus japonicus, 1616 nucleotides. Its product is annotated as cold-responsive protein kinase 1-like. The transcript has 7 exons. The record is from RefSeq and is a predicted model, not a curated record. Bases 239 to 1408 code for a protein of 389 amino acids. NCBI's taxonomy places the organism in Eukaryota, Viridiplantae, Streptophyta, Magnoliopsida, Fabales, Fabaceae. Gene Ontology annotation, molecular function: protein kinase activity; ATP binding. Gene Ontology annotation, biological process: protein phosphorylation.